AUAAGAUCCUGUCAAAUUAAAUAGCAUUUGAAUCUGAUAUAUAAAUUGAAAAGAUUAGGCAAAAGUGCGCAAAACGGUUAUUUUCCCUCCGAAGCAAAAGAUUGAAAUCAAUGGCGGGUUCAGAGUUAGCACCACCAGCAGAAGAAACCGAAAACCACCUCUCUUCUCUCAUCUACGAUAUAUCAAAUGAAGCUCAAACUAUAAUGGAGAACAUGCUUAAGAUGAUCGCUGAGAUUAAUCAAAAUUCUGCAGUGAUUGAGGAGGAAAUAGAGAAAUGUAAAGGUUCUGCUAUGGAGAGGAAAAGCGCAUUAGAGGAAGAGAAAGAUCAUGUUCAAAAAGCUGCUUAUGCUGUUCUCGAUAUGCUAAACAGAGAUUAAAAAGCUCUAGGCAGGUUGCUUGGAAUUGCUUGAUGAUAAUGAACUCUUCACUCUUUAAAGUAAACACGACCUUCCCGUAUGACUUCUACCUCCGGUUGAUGCAAUGCAAUGUGUUUUGUUAUUGUUAUGCAUGUCUAUAAGAUACUUCCCAAUCUCCAUUGUACAGAAGUUAUAAUAAAUGCAAGAUUUCUCUAAUUUUA
This is a messenger RNA of Trifolium pratense (red clover), 577 nucleotides long. RefSeq lists its product as uncharacterized. The transcript has 4 exons. The record is from RefSeq and is a predicted model, not a curated record. The coding region runs from base 111 to 377 and encodes 88 amino acids. NCBI's taxonomy places the organism in Eukaryota, Viridiplantae, Streptophyta, Magnoliopsida, Fabales, Fabaceae.